GUGAGGUAUAUGUGACCCCGUGUGCGCGCGCGCGAAUGAGGCGAGAGAAAGAGAGAAAGAGAGAGAGGCUACAACUUUGGCGUGGAAAGACACCGACUCACAUCUGCGAAGUACCGACUGCUAAAACUUUUCCUCUCCGCCGAAAUAAGAAAGCAAGACAACAACCCCGAGGGACUGUAGAGCUGUGUGACCACCCCAUCUGUGAAAGUAAAACUCCACUUACAUCAACCCUAAUUUACAGCUGGGCUGCUACUGUCAGACCGGGUUGGAGGACACUCAACUGCAACUGCUGCUGCUGCUGCUGCUGGUGUGUUUUGUGUGGUGUGGACUUUCUCACAUUGCGGUGGACACACACACACACACACACAUACAUACACAUACAGGAGCUUGCAUGUCCUGGUACUCCUCCCCCCAGCCCCCCACCUCUCUCCCUCUCUCUCUCACACACACACACUCUUUCUCUCUCUUUCCCUGGCACAUACACACACACACACACACACAAACACACACACUCUCAGAGGGAGAGGCAGUGUGUGAGUGGUGGAUCCUGUGGUGUGGAGUGUACUGAAGAGAGGAGAAGAGAGGAGCGGAGCAGCAGACUCUACCAUGCCAGUGCAGGGAGGAAGGCUGAAGCGCUGUCUCUCUCUCUGUCCCUGGAGCCGGAGUCCUCUGCUGUUGCUCGGACUGUUUUCUCUUCACGCGCAAGCACACGGCAACAUAUUGGACAGUAUGCUGCUAAGAGCAUCCAGUAAGGAGGCAGUGGAGAGUGGGAAGGAGACUAGCGGCAGCACAGCUCCUGCUUUGUCCUCCCAAAGACUACUGUGGUGUCACUGCUAUCACCACUGCCCGGAGGAUUCAACCAACAACACAUGCAGGACGGAUGGCUACUGUUUUACCAUGGUGGAGGAGGACGGAGGGGUACCAGUUCAGACUGCAGGUUGCCUGGGGCUGGUUGGGUCAGAGUUUCAGUGCAGGGACACAGGGAACUCACGUCAGAGGAGAUCACUAGAAUGCUGUACGGACCAAGAUUACUGUAACAAAAACCUGCAUCCUACACUGCCCCCGCUCAAACCACCUCUCUAUGUAGAUGGAAAGAUCCACCACAUGGCCUUGUUGAUCUCAGUCACCGUUUGCAGCAUUAUAUUGGCUAUCAUUCUUGUCUUUUGCUACUUCAGGUAUAAGCGCCAGGAGUCUCGUCCUCGGUAUAGUAUUGGCCUGGAGCAGGAGGAGACCUACAUUCCCCCUGGAGAAUCUCUGAAGGACCUGAUAGAGCAGUCACAAAGCUCUGGCUCAGGCUCAGGGCUCCCUCUAUUGGUCCAGAGAACGAUAGCCAAGCAAAUUCAGAUGGUGAAGCAGAUUGGCAAGGGGAGGUAUGGAGAGGUGUGGAUGGGCAGGUGGAGGGGAGAAAAAGUGGCUGUUAAAGUUUUCUUCACCACUGAGGAGGCCAGCUGGUUCAGAGAGACUGAAAUCUACCAGACUGUCUUAAUGAGACACGAGAACAUACUGGGUUUUAUAGCUGCAGAUAUAAAAGGAACUGGCUCUUGGACCCAACUCUACCUAAUCACGGACUACCAUGAAAAUGGCUCUUUGUAUGACUACCUCAAAUCAACCACUCUGGACAAUAAAGCCAUGCUGCGACUGGCCUACUCAUCUGUAUCAGGACUGUGUCACCUUCACACGGAGAUCUUUGGCACCCAGGGCAAACCUGCCAUUGCUCACAGGGAUCUUAAGAGUAAGAACAUACUAGUGAAAAGAAAUGGGACCUGCUGUAUAGCUGACCUAGGACUUGCAGUCAAGUUUAUCAGUGACACAAAUGAGGUAGACAUCCCUCCUAACACUAGAGUCGGUACCAAACGCUACAUGCCUCCAGAGGUUCUGGACGAGACUCUGAACAGAAGUCAUUUUCAGUCAUACAUCAUGGCUGACAUGUACAGCUUUGGGCUCAUUCUCUGGGAGAUCGCCCGGCGUUGUGUCUCAGGAGGGAUCCUUGAGGAGUACCAGUUGCCAUACCAUGAGUUAGUUCCGACAGACCCUUCAUAUGAAGACAUGAGAGAGGUGGUCUGCAUCAAGAGACUACGACCAUCCUUUCCUAAUCGAUGGACCAGUGAUGAGUGUUUGAGACAGAUGGGGAAACUGAUGACAGAAUGCUGGGCCCACAACCCAGCCUCCCGCCUCACAGCCCUUCGGGUCAAAAAGACACUUGCCAAGAUGUCAGAGUCACAGGAUAUCAAGCUGUGAGCAGCCAUCGCCAGGUGUGUUUACACACAUAGAAAGGGCACUAACAAUUACACUGGUACUGGUCCAGGCCGCACAAACCUUUUUUCUGGGAAAAGGAGGUGGGACAGGAAGCAAGAAGAUCACUUUGGAGAUCACAAACUUUGAGUCCAGAUGCCCAGAACUCUGCAACCCAAGUCCCCUUUGAAAAAACAGGAUUUCAGGACCAUGGUGGUUUACUAAAAUUUAAAUUAAUGAAGAAUGAUCAGGUCCUGUGUGGCCAUGUUCUGUCCAUCAGAGAUGAUGAGACAAUCUCAUUUCAGACUAGUUUGAGGACUCUAAAACCAGAUAUAGGUUCCUGUUCACAUGCUCCAAAGGCUUUGGAGAAAGAGAUUGAAUUUGACUUGGCACUGUAGCUGCAGAGAUACACAAACAGGCUACUGACCAGUGAGUGGAAUACUAUCUAAUAUCACUGCUUUCUGUGAAAGCUACCGUACCUGUAGAUGAAGGUCUGAUUGACAGAACUGAAGGGAUGUGCUUAAAGGCAAUCUGUUAUUGCAGCAUGACACCUCCUUUCAAAACACUGUCACCCCACUACUGGAUUUAUAUUGCAAUUGGAUUGAAAACAUUUCCGUCACUCAUAAAUUGACUGUUUUUCGUCACAAGGACUGACACUAUGUGACAGGAAAAAGAAAGUUAUUUUGAGGCUUUAAACAUUUUGUUUACGCUGGUAACGUUUGUAGACACUGAAGAAAAAGUAUACCUGUAUUUUUGAGUUGUGGUGGGUAUGAAAGUUGCAAAAGUGUAUUUUCCAUGUAAAACUCAAACUCUUUAAGACUAUAUGUGAAAAAAAUAAAAAUUUAUGUGUCCAAAUAAAUUCUGGAUUGAGGCUCUAAAGGCCUCUGUGUUUCCUUGCGCUCGAAUGGAACUAUUAAAAAGAACCUGAGUGAGGAGAUUGUGAUUGGGUGAUUGAUGAAGCAGAACGGUGCCAUCCAUAGGUGUACAACAGCAAUUACAGGAAAGGAAGUCUGCCAAGGCAAUCAGAAACUGUUGUACACUAACUGUUGUGGUGACUUCUUACUUGACAAUGUAGUGAUCUAUUAUAAAUGUGUGGGAUUGUGACUGUGUUAGUUUAGGGGCACCACAAUUCGUUCAUGGGGGAUUUCUAUCAUCUAGUCAUUCCCAUUAAUAUAGAGUGGCUCCCAUAACUAGGCAGAUGAUGGAUAUGUGUAUUUUAGGCAACUGGACCAGAAGCUUUCACUUAAGAUUUAACAGUUAAACACACAGUAUUGUUGAAAAACUGACUGGUCCUUAAAAAAAAAAAACAAACAAACAAAAAAAAAAAAAAACACAAAAACACCAUUCCCAAACUAUCACACCUCCAGAAUUACUCAGUAGACAUCACAAGGUCACAUUUGCCUCGUACAUGUAAAAUUAAAGUACGUGUUGAACUGAUUCACCAAAAUUAAAUUCAAUUCAAUUCACCAAUUGCAGCUGUCACACUUAAUUCAAAUGGCACUUGAGUCAUUUACAAAAUCCAUCAUCUAGCUUCUAUCAAGUGAGUCUCUCCAUGAAUUCAAAUUCUUAUGUAGUUGCAGUAAGGUAUUGGGAAGCUUAACUAGCCUUACUGCCUCAGUAUGAAAUGGUUCUCCAGGUAAAUCUGGACACUUUUCAUCAUCACAGUUAGCAGACUUUCCCACACUGCCAUCUGCCAUUACGGCAGUGCCAGUUGAGAUUUCCCUCAAAUGGCACUAGCUGACUCAUUUUUAGUGUUUGCAGUCCAUUUGUGAAAUCCUUGAUAAAUUUUCCUUCAAAGGUCGAUGAGUUUCUUUCUUGGUCUCUGCAAACUAAAAUUGUGGGGUGCUAGUCACCAUAGGAGGUUUGGGUGUGACAAAUUUGUUGUGAUAUAAAUGCCCUUUCUUUCCUCUUGGGUGUUGUGCCUUAUUUAAUCUGUACCUACUGUAGUUGUCUGUGAGAGGAAGUGGUGUUUUUAUUCAGUAAAAAGGUUGAACAUUCCCCCAAUAAAGUGUUUCACUCA
Molecule: messenger RNA, 4252 nt
Organism: Lates calcarifer (barramundi perch)
Lineage: Eukaryota; Metazoa; Chordata; Actinopteri; Centropomidae
Gene: bmpr1ba
Product: bone morphogenetic protein receptor, type IBa
Exons: 13
Coding region: 607-2238 (543 amino acids)
Biological process (GO): dorsal/ventral pattern formation; BMP signaling pathway; cellular response to growth factor stimulus
Cellular component (GO): plasma membrane; signaling receptor complex
Molecular function (GO): transforming growth factor beta receptor activity, type I; SMAD binding; ATP binding
Source: RefSeq, a predicted model, not a curated record